Coprinopsis cinerea okayama7#130 is the source of this 894-nucleotide messenger RNA. Its product is annotated as ribosome biogenesis protein BRX1. Gene Ontology annotation, cellular component: nucleolus. The record is from RefSeq and is a predicted model, not a curated record. The transcript is spliced from 5 exons. Gene Ontology annotation, biological process: ribosomal large subunit assembly; rRNA processing. The coding region runs from base 1 to 894 and encodes 297 amino acids. Lineage: Eukaryota; Fungi; Basidiomycota; Agaricomycetes; Agaricales; Psathyrellaceae. Gene Ontology annotation, molecular function: rRNA binding.
AUGGCCACCGUUCUCAAGACACAAAAAGCAAAUGCCUCCAAAGGCAAAAGAAAAGCGGACGAUAUGGAGGUGGACGACGCGGGCGCUGAGAUGCAAGUCAAGCGCAAGAAAAACAAGCAGCGGGUGUUGCUUCUAUCUUCUAGAGGUGUAACGCACCGUAUGCGACAUCUUAUGAACGAUAUUGAAGCACUGUUGCCACAUGUGAAGAAAGAUGCCAAACUUGAUUCCAAAAACCAGCUACACCUUCUCCCUGAACUUGCUGAUCUCAACAAUUGCAACAAUACGCUUUACUUUGAGGCUCGACGUCACGAAGAUCUUUACCUAUGGGCAGCCAAAACCCCCAAUGGCCCCAGUAUCAAAAUGCAUAUGCAAAAUAUCCACACCAUGGACGAACUGAAGUUGACAGGCAAUUGUUUGAAGGGAAGCAGAGGUUUACUGAGCUUCGACGCGAGCUUUGAUGAAACGGAAUGGGGCAGGUUAACGAAGGAGAUCUUCACACAUAUUUUCGGCGUCCCACCUGGCGCAAGGAAAGCAAAGCCAUUCAUCGACCAUAUCCUCACGUUCUCGAUUCUUGACAACAAGAUAUGGUUCCGGAAUUUCCAGAUCGUCGAAAAGGAUCCCCUACAGCCAAACGGGCCCCCUCAGACGUCGCUUGUGGAAAUUGGUCCGCGAUUCGUCCUUACCCCCAUAAGAAUUUUCGAAGGCGCUUUCCAUGGCGCCACUGUGUAUUCCAAUCCCGAAUUCAUAUCACCCGCCGCUGUGCGCUCUGCCAUUAGGAGACAGCAAGGCAGCAAAUACGGGCAGCGGAAAAAGGCAGAAGAGGAGUCCGCAAGAAGGAAGGAAUUCCGACGACGCGAAGAAGACGAAUUGGCUGUUUCCAAAGUCUUUGCCUGA